AUGUCCGAACUAUUUGGAAGCCAAGAAGUGAAGCCAGCCUCCGACUAUCACGCUUCUCCAGAAUACCACUUAUGCGAGUCGAGCCCGGAUGUACUCACCUCUGUCAUCGAAAACGAGCGUACUGUCCGGUUAGCACUGGAACAACUUGCAAGACUGGAGACAGAACGCGAGAAGUUGGAUAAGACUCACGCUACUAUGGACGACGGCGAUAUCCUGCUAGCGAUAGACUACCUUGAAAAGUUAUUUCCGAUACUAAAACAGGGGUCGCCGUUGAUUGAAACGCUACCAAAUGUUCUCAAAGAACGCAUUGAACACCCCGAAAUCUACCACGCGUUUGGAAGACUCUCUGACAGUGAGUUCGACCGAGCUUAUGCUUCUUUGAAGCAGAACCCCAAACGCCAGGUGCGAAGAGAGUUAGCCCAGAGCACUCACAAUCACGAUGACUACUUUUGCUCUUUUGGGCGGUUCCUUGAGUCCUCGAAGGUGGGUAACAUGAAUGGGAAACUUGGCCAAAGCCCUCCAUCCUAUGAUAUGGCGGCUAUUGUUCGGAAGGCGAAUUAUAGUGCUCCCGCAAAGCCCCCUCGGAGUUUUGUUAAGAAAUUUUGGAAAUAUUUAGCUCGGCUUGAAUGGUUAGGGAAAUGA
Molecule: messenger RNA, 642 nt
Organism: Penicillium nucicola
Lineage: Eukaryota; Fungi; Ascomycota; Eurotiomycetes; Eurotiales; Aspergillaceae
Exons: 1
Coding region: 1-642 (213 amino acids)
Source: RefSeq, a predicted model, not a curated record